ACUACAUUCAUUUGGAGGACAAAUUGGAUUAUGAAACUUUUUUGCACACAAACUGAUGCAACACUGAGUGGAGUACUUUGAUAGUGCUUUGAUAGUAUUUCAGAACUUUUUUGGUUUUUAAUUAAGCUGGGAGCAUAAAGUUUUUUUUUUGUUAAUGAAAAUGACAUAAGAUGAACAUCUCUCUUUCUGUGACAAUAAGAUUACAGCUUAGAGGCAUUUUAUCUUUACAACAAAAGUGGAAAUAAUUUUAGUAAAUCAAAGUUAUGAUAAACUGGGCUUGCGAGAUAGAUUUAAACUGCACAUCUCCGGGAAUAUUUUGGAUCAUUUUUGGACCUCAAAGUGAUAUGAGGGGAACAACCCCAAUAUCACAGGUACAGGAACAGUAAGAGUUAAAGAAAGAGACAGACAAACCCUCAUUCAAGUGCAGACAGGUAGACAGACAGACAGACAAUCUGAUGCCAACUGUCUCCUCUGUGACUCUCACGGGACGACUCCUCCUGCUGUUGCUAUGGGCAACCCACCUCACCAUAGCAACCAACUGGCUCUCACUGGCACGUUUGCCACGCUCUCGUCCUGUGUCUGGUGCAGAACCAUGUGGCCGUCUAAGGGGGUUGACGCCAGGCCAAGUUGGGGUGUGCCGGGCACGGGGGGAGGUUAUGGAGUCCGUGCGAAAGGCUGCAGAGAUGGUCAUUGAGGAGUGCCAACAUCAGUUCAGAAACCGGCGCUGGAAUUGUUCCACCACCCCACGGGGGAUUAAUGUGUUUGGACGAGUCAUGAAUCAAGGAACCCGUGAGGCAGCAUUUGUCCACGCACUUUCAUCGGCUGCAGUAGCCGUGGCCGUGACUCGGGGCUGUAGCAGAGGAGAGCUGGAAAGGUGUGGUUGUGACCGAAAGGUCAGGGGUGUCAGCCCAGAGGGAUUCCAGUGGUCCGGCUGUUCUGAUAACCUCUCGUACGGUGUUGCAUUCUCUCAGACUUUUGUGGAUGAGCCCGAGAGGGCUAAAGGCAUGUCAUCAGGACGGCCACUCAUGAACAUUCACAAUAAUGAAGCCGGACGGAAGGCGAUUCUUCAUAACAUGCAGGUGGAGUGUAAGUGCCAUGGUGUUUCUGGGUCAUGUGAGAUCAGAACUUGUUGGAAGGUCAUGCCUCCCUUCCGUCGGGUUGGUUCUGUGCUAAAAGAGCGCUUUGAUGGAGCCACAGAGGUACGACUCACACGCGUGGGCUCUCGCACAGCUCUCCUUCCACGAGACUCACAGGUGAAGCCACCAGCAGCCCGUGACCUGGUUUACUUGGCUUCCUCGCCAGAUUUCUGUCGUCUAGACCCAGACAAUGGCAUCCCUGGUACUGCAGGACGACGCUGUAAUGGAACCUCAAGAUUGGCACCAGAUGGCUGUGAACUGCUAUGCUGUGGUCCAGGGUUUAAGGCAGGCAGAGCAGAGGUGGUGCAGCGUUGCUCGUGCAAGUUUUCCUGGUGCUGCUCAGUUCGCUGCCAGCAGUGUAAAAACACAGUGCUCAUACACACCUGCCGAGAAUGAAGCUCACCUGAAAAAUCCAGUGUGAAGAUGACAACCAACUCUACACAAAACUAUUAUUACAUCUCAGUGGCGGCCGGUGACUACUUUUUUCGUCAUAACAUGUAUGUAGCCCGUCAUGUGUGUGGUUCGUAAUUUCAAAAUAUGUGUUCUGCACGUCGAGUGAUCCUAUGUGCAUCACGUGUCUUGUCAAAAUAAGUGUCUGCUGCAGACACGUCUAAAGGGUUUAUGAUAAAAGAGACGCUCGCGUUUGCCAGAUACUCGCAUAAUCUGCGUAAUCAGAGUUUAGUUUUAAGGGAAUGUCUUGCGUGUAUUUUGUGAACACGAGCGUCUCUUUUAUCAUAAACGGUUUUGGCGCGUGUGCAGCAGGCACAAAACACAUGAUGCACAUGGUUCACAUCACGCAACAAACACAUAUUUUGAAAACACAAGCAACACACAUGACACUCCGAACACUUAUUUUGAAUUUGCGCCCCUCGGAUGAGCAGUCACGAGCCGCUACUGUUACAUCUUCGCUUUAUGUUCAUUGAUGCAAGGGCAGCGAGCUCUGAGGAAAAUCCAUUUACAUACAAAAUUAAGAAUUUGGAUGCUAAUGUUAAGGUUUACUCUAUUAGAGCAUUUACAUGGUAUUUAAUCACUUCCAUAAUUCAACAUUUAAAUCUGAACAAUGUUGGGUAUGAACAACAGCAUAAUGUUUAUCCAAAAUAAUUGCAAUUAUUUAAAUGUAUGUUGUAGAGCUCAAUUUGUGUUGCAGAGGAUUUGGCUGUUAUGUAACAAAAACACACAUUUAGUAAUCAAUGUCUGUAACCAAAUUGUUUUAGUGCACUAGUGACUUCCAUAGUUUUGUCUUUUCUUACUAUGGAAGUCAAUGGUGCUUUCUGCUUGGUUAAACAUAUCUUUCUUUGUGUUCAGACACUUGAGGGCAAGUAAAUUAUGUGCGAAUUUUAUUUUUGGAGCGAACUAUCCUUUAAAAUAUGGUGACAUGUCUUUUAGUACAGCAAUGGUGUUUUUCUUUAUUUCCUUAAAUGCUCAAAUGCACAUGAAAUACAAACCACUAACUAACUUGUUCAGACAACGCUCGUAAGCUGAUAUUAACCCCAGAAUAACAGGAGGAAAAUAUGUUAGUAUUGUUCAUAAGGCCUUCACAUGAUACCGUUUAAUCUUAUUUUAGAGGUGCUAUCUCCCUAUUUACUGUAUUUAUCAUUUCUUUUCAGUUUGGCUGUUUAUUUAUUUGAGGUUAUAAUCUCUGAAUAGUUAAUUACACCUGCAUACACUCUCCAUCAUAUAUUUGACCCUGUGAAAUCCAGGCUAGUUUCAAUCUAAUUAUGAGAUUUGGCGAAUCAAGAUUUGAUUUCUAUCAUUGAUCUCUGACAUGACCUCAAGUCAUUAUUAAAGGUUAUAUGUUCACAGAAUGUUCUUUACAUUACAUACAUAGGAUGAUUUUAUGUAGUAAAUCACACAAAAAAUGACUUUAGCUGGGAUUCCACAUGUUUGUUUUGGCUUGUACUGUUGCAUCUUCUGUUUCAUAUCUUCUUAUUGUCUGUAAUCUACUGUCUUGUAAAAUAAAGUUUCACAUCUCAAAUGUAGAAGGUGCUUUGUUAAUUAUAAAUAAUUAUACACCACAUUACCAUAUAUGCAAAUACAUGAUUUGCUUAAUAAGCAGGGUACAAAAAUCAGUUGCGUGUCAGUCGCAUCACUUUUAUUACAAAUAUAGCGAG
Messenger RNA from Misgurnus anguillicaudatus (oriental weatherfish), 3247 nucleotides. It is a transcript of the gene wnt4b, whose product is annotated as wingless-type MMTV integration site family, member 4b. Gene Ontology annotation, cellular component: extracellular region. The record is from RefSeq and is a predicted model, not a curated record. NCBI's taxonomy places the organism in Eukaryota, Metazoa, Chordata, Actinopteri, Cypriniformes, Cobitidae. Gene Ontology annotation, molecular function: cytokine activity; frizzled binding. Gene Ontology annotation, biological process: neuron differentiation; cell fate commitment; multicellular organism development.